This is a messenger RNA of Puma concolor (puma), 1455 nucleotides long. The record is from RefSeq and is a predicted model, not a curated record. NCBI's taxonomy places the organism in Eukaryota, Metazoa, Chordata, Mammalia, Carnivora, Felidae.
AUGCGGUACAUCAGCACUCGGGGAAUGGCCCCCCGGGUCGACUUUGAGGGAGCCCUCUUCUCUGGCUAUGCUCCUGAUGGGGGUCUCUUCAUGCCCGAGGAGCUCCCCCAGCUGAGCAUAGAGACCCUGCAUCAGUGGAGUACGCUGUCCUACCCCGGCCUGGUAAAGGAGCUGUGCACCCUGUUCAUUGGCCCUGAGCUCAUUCCAAGAGAUGUCUUAAAUGGUCUGAUCGACCAAGCCUUCAGCAGAUUCCGCCACAGAGAAGUGGUCCAUCUGUCCAGGUUGAGGAAUGGGCUGAACGUGUUGGAGCUGUGGCAUGGCGUCACAUAUGCAUUUAAGGACCUGUCCCUGUGCUGUACAGCACAGUUCCUGCAAUACUUCCUGGAGAAGAAGGAGAAGCACGUCACUGUGGUCGUAGGGACGUCUGGGGACACAGGGAGUGCUGCCAUUGAGAGUGUUCAAGGGGCAAAGAACAUGGACAUCAUCGUUCUGCUGCCCAAGGGCCACUGCACGAAGAUUCAAGAGCUCCAGAUGACAACAGUGUUGAGGGAGAACGUCCAUGUGUUUGGAGUGGAGGGCAACAGCGAUGAGCUCGAUGAGCCGAUCAAAGCUGUGUUUGCUGACGUGGCUUUUGUCAAGAAGCACAACCUGAUGAGCCUGAAUUCAAUGAACUGGUCCCGGGUCCUCGUGCAAAUGGCCCACCACUUCUUCGCUUAUUUCCAGUGCGCGUCAUCCUUAGACACGGACCCCCUGCCCCGCGUGGAGGUGGUUGUACCGACAGGGGCUGCAGGUAACCUUGCAGCGGGGUGCAUUGCUCAGAAGAUGGGCCUGCCUAUCCGCCUUGUCGUGGCAGUGAACCGCAAUGACAUCAUCCACAGGACUGUCCAGCAGGGCGACUUCUCUCUUUCUGAGGCCGUUGAACAGACCUUGGCAUCAGCAAUGGACAUUCAGGUGCCCUACAACAUGGAGAGAAUCUUCUGGCUGCUCUCUGGCUCCAACAGUCAGGUGACAAGAGCCCUCAUGGAGCAGUUUGAAAGGACCCAAAGCGUGAGCCUACCCAAGGAACUGCAUAGCAAGCUUUCAGGGGCAGUGACGUCUGAGUCAGUGUCGGAUGAGGCCAUCACCCAGACCAUGGCUCGCUGUUGGGAAGAGAACAAGUACUUGCUGUGCCCUCACUCGGCCGUGGCCGUGAGUUACCAUUACCAACAGAUGGAGCAGCAGCCGCCCAGCCUUCCCCGGUGUUGUCUGGCCCCCGCCUCUGCAGCCAAGUUCCCAGAAGCUGUCCUGGCUGCCGGGCUGACCCCAGAGACCCCUGCGGAGAUCCUAGCCCUGGAGAGCAAGGGGACACGCUGCACCCCGAUGCGGAAGGGUGACGACUGGACGCUGAUGCUUCGGAACACCAUUGAGGACAUAAGCUGCCAGCAGAGGGGUCACUUCCUGAAUGCUCUGGAGUAG